This is a messenger RNA of Gongylonema pulchrum, 351 nucleotides long. Lineage: Eukaryota; Metazoa; Nematoda; Chromadorea; Rhabditida; Gongylonematidae. The record is from the annotation of a GenBank genome assembly.
AUGGGCCCAAUACUUGCCAAUAUUGAUACUCUUGUCCGAAUGCCUUAUGGAUGCGGUGAACAAAAUAUGAUCAAUUUCGUGCCAAACAUUGUUGUUAUUGGUUAUUUGAAAGCGACGAAACAAGGAGCCUUUGUGGUUCGAUCAUUCAAACAAGCACAGCGGUUCAUCUUCAUCGAUGAACAUAUUCUCCAGAAGUCAAUUGCUUUCCUAAAUGCUCAGCAGCAGCAGGAGAAUGGAGCAUUUGCGGAACGCGGUGAAAUUCAUCACAAAGCUAUGCAAGGAGGUGCUUCAGAAGGUGGCAUACCUCUGACUGCUUAUGUAUUUGUUGCUCUUCUUGAAAAUGGGGUAUAA